UGUGCAGACAGAAUGACCCAAGGUUCUGGGUCCUUUCGGCAGCUGGAAAAGGAAUGUGUGUGGUGGGGGAGGGUGGGGAGUGUGUGUGUUGUUGGUGCAUCUGUGUGUGCAACACGGUGUCUGGGACAAGGUGAGCCUGUCCCAAGUAAGACCAUGAAGCCGAGGGAGGUUGGCCAAUGGACCCAGGACACCCAGACCCUGCUCUCUGGGGCCCCGUUCUGUGCCCAGCCCUGCCCCCACACUGUGGGUCUGCCCCACCCCCAGCUACUGGGCCUUUCUAUGGCCGCCAUGGCAGCUGUCAACUACCUAGGGACACACUUUGCUGUCGUCGGCCGCGCAUCCUCAGACAGGACCCCCUAUGAGGCCACACGCCGCUGGGCCUUCUGCACCAGCAUCAGCCUGGCUGGGCUCCUGACCCUGGGCGCCGUGCUGGGUGCAGUAGCCACCGUGAGGGAGGCCGGGGGCCUCAUGGCUGGGGGCUUCCUGUGCUUUGCCCUGGCGUUCUGCGUCCUGGUGCAGGUGGCCUUCUGGAGAUUCCACAACCCUGCCCAGGUGGAGGAUGCCGUGUUAGACACCUACGAUCUGGUGUAUGACCAGGCAGUGAGGAGCUCGUCCGUCACCCUGCGGCAGCAGCUGGUGGCCAUUCAGGACACGUUCCUGUGCUGUGGGAAGAGCUCUCCUUUUGGCCUCCUGGGGGCCACGGAGGUCAGUCUGUGUCCAGGAGAGGAGGCCACCAGACAGGACUGCUUGGUGGGGGUCAGGAGCUUCCUGAGGACCUACGGAAACAUCGCCUCCACCCUCACUGGCAUCGGCCUGGCCUCCACGGUGUAUGCCGUACUGCUCAGCUCCUUUCUCUGGUUCGCCUUUCGCUCUGGCUGCAGCUUGGACCGUAGGGGCAAGUACACCCUGAGCCGGAGAGCCCGUGACUGCCGGCCCCAGGAGCCCAGCUUCUUCAGACGCUCCCCGGGGAGGCCCGCACUCCAGCACCCGAUGGAAGCGGACGUUCUCGAUGGCCGCCUGCGUGCGAGCAGACCCUCAGGGGGCCCUCAGUUCCUCCAGGACAGCUGACGCUGCUUCAACCACCUGCCCUGCCACCCGUCGGCCCACAGAGGCUGAGCGGGCCUGAACGCGAGCCUUACGAGGAGGGUGCGACGUGUUUUCUGCCGCAGCGCGGAGGGACGGGGAAGGAGAGGAGGAGGCCGGCUCUGUUUCAGCAGACAAGGGGCCCGGGGUCACUCACUGACUCCGCGGGAACAGACUGGGAAGUGGUUGCAGCAGAGAAGCCACGGGGCAGGUUUGGGCACUCUGCUUUGUCUCACGAGGUCAGAGCCCAGGGCCGAGCCUGGCCGGGCGCCCCACUGGCCGCCGGCUCCGGGGGAUCCUACUUCCAGGCUCAGUCCGGCUGCUGGCUGGACACAGGUCCGUGCGGAUGGAGGACCGAAGGCCCCCUCCUUGCCAGCCGUCAGCGGACCACCUCCGUUCCUUCUCAUGUGAGGCCUUCGCGUCCGAGCCGGCGAGGCAGGCCCGUCCUCUUGUGCUGAGACCUCUGACUUCCCCUUGCCCCCGGCCGGGGAGCUCACUUGCAAGGGUUCCUGUGGCUGCAGAAGGCCCACUGGGAACCUCGUGUCUCUGGCAGAAACCCCACACUUCCGGUGGGGUGUUCACAGGUGCCAGGGCCGAAGGCGAGACUCGUGGGGUGUGUGCAGGAGGGCUCCGUAGACGUCCAGUUUCCAGGCCGCUCCCGCUGGUGGCUCCCAAGCUACCUCUCUCCGUUCUCUCCAACCGUCCCUGAGGGUGUUCACUCUCUGCUCGAAAUCGGAAGCCCCAGGUGGAACCCCGGAUUGGCCCAGCCCAGGCCGAGGCCCCGGCAGAGCUGACCAAGGAGAGAGGGAUGUCGGGGCCGUUUAACCUCCUUCUGGGGAGGUCGGGCCUGCCGCCACCAAGACCAGCAAAGGAGGGUCCUCCAAAAGGGAAGAACCCUCUGUGACAGGACGGGCAGGCAAGACAGUGGGCACGUGGCCACACCCCCCACCGUCCUCCUCUUGCGUUUCCCCUCGCACGCCCACCCACGCACGCUUCCGGAGGCAAGCGUGUUCCCACCUCAUGUAGCGCCGGUGGCCCUCCUUCAGUGGAAGAGCUUGUCCCCAGGCGAGGACACCCCAGGGUCUCCUGGGUCCUGCAUUCGGGGACAGCCCAGGGUCCCCGGCCACGUGCAUUUGUCUUCUGGACCUGCUCUGGUCAGCUUGUCACCCUACAGCUUACAAAACAUAUUUUAUAAUUUUUUAAGUUUAUUUAUUUUUGAGAGAGAGAGAGCCGGGAUGGGCAGAGAGAGGGAGAGAGGGAGGCUCCCAAACAGGUUCCUCCCUAGCAGUGCAGAGCCCGACACGGGGCUUGAACUCACAGACCGCGAGACCACGAUCUGAGCCGAAACAAAGAGCCGGAUGUUCAACCAACGGAGCCCCCCAGGUGCCCUGCAGAAUGUGUUUGAAAGAUCACAACCAGCGAGGUGUCCUCUGCACAGCAGUGGCGGAAAGAGGGAAAGAAGAUAAGGGGAUGUAGUUAAGCUCUACAAACACGGAACUCAGCAGCGAGGGAAUCUCCAGACAGUUAUUAAGAGAACAGCUGGGGCACCUGGGGGGCUUGCCCGUUAAGCGUCUGACUUUGGCUCAGGUCAUGAUCCCACCGUUUGGGGGUUUGAGCCCCACAUUGGGCUUUGUGCUGACAGCUCAGAGCCUGGAGCCUGCUUCGGAUUCUGGGUCUCCCUCUCUCUCUUCCCCUCCCUGACUUGUGCUCUGUCUCUCAAAAAUAAAUAAACAGAGAAAGAAAGAAAGAGAGAAAGAAAGAAAGAAAGAAAGAAGAAAGAGAGGAAGAGAAAAAGAAAAAAAGGAAGAAAGAAAAAAGAAAGAAGAAAGAAAGAGAAAGAAAAAAGGAAGGAAGAAAAAAAGAAAAAGAAAGAAAGAAAGACAAAAGGAAGGAAGUAAAGAAAGAAAGAAGAGAGAAAGAGAAAAAGAAAAGAGGAAUGAAGAAAGAAGAAAAAAGAAAGAAGAAAGAAAGAGAAAGAAGAAAGGAAGAAAGAAAGAAAGAAAGAAAGGAGAAAGAGAGGAAGAGAAAAAGAAAAAAAGGAAGGAAGAAAGAAAGAAGAAAGAAAAAAGAAAGAAGAAAGAAAGAGAAAAAAAGGAAGGAAGAAAAAAAGAAAAAGAAAAAAAGAAAGAGAAAGAAAAAAGGAAAAAAGGAAGGAAGUAAAGAAAGAAGAGAGAAAGAGAAAAAGAAAAAAGGAAUGAAGAAAGAAAGAAGAAAAAAGAAAGAAGAAAGAAAGAGAAAGAAAAAAGGAAGAAAGAGAAAGAAAGAAAGAAAGAAA
Messenger RNA from Panthera uncia (snow leopard), 3358 nucleotides. It is a transcript of the gene TSPAN32, whose product is annotated as tetraspanin 32. Lineage: Eukaryota; Metazoa; Chordata; Mammalia; Carnivora; Felidae. The coding region runs from base 13 to 1068 and encodes 351 amino acids. The record is from RefSeq and is a predicted model, not a curated record. Gene Ontology annotation, cellular component: membrane. The transcript is spliced from 8 exons.